Cornus florida is the source of this 1408-nucleotide messenger RNA. RefSeq lists its product as uncharacterized. The record is from RefSeq and is a predicted model, not a curated record. The transcript has a single exon. The coding region runs from base 141 to 1097 and encodes 318 amino acids. NCBI's taxonomy places the organism in Eukaryota, Viridiplantae, Streptophyta, Magnoliopsida, Cornales, Cornaceae. Gene Ontology annotation, molecular function: phosphoric diester hydrolase activity. Gene Ontology annotation, biological process: lipid metabolic process.
AAAACUAAUAUUAUAAUGCAUAUAUCAAGACCCAGUAACCUAAUGUCUGUUUUGCACAGUUCAGUUAGGAGGAGAAGAGAAAAAAGAAGACCGAGCAAAGAAGAAGAGGUUCUUCUUCUUCUGGUUCUCUGAGUCUCAUAAUGGGUGCCCAGGUCUCCAAACAGGUAACGCGGCGAAAAGCGAUCUCAACCGAGAAGAAAACUCUCUGUGAUCUUCGCGAGAGCUGUGGUCAUGAGUUCCCUUGUUGUGACUACCAUCCUCCUGAUAGGAAAAACUGGAUGUCUGAUCUCAACCCUGAGAAGAUUCACAUAAACAAGAUUGUAUGGCCUGGGACCCAUGAUUCUGCAACCAACAAGAUUGGAAUUCCAUGCAUUACUCGGCCUUUUGCACAAUGCCAAUCUUUGUCUAUUUACGAUCAGCUGGUAAUAGGCACCCGCGUUCUUGAUGUCCGAGUUCAGGAGAACCGCCGGGUCUGUCAUGGAGUUCUGCUUACAUAUAGCAUUGAUGUUGUCAUCAAAGACAUCAAGAAGUUCUUGUCUGAGACCCAAUCAGAGAUCAUAAUACUCGAAAUCCGUACCGAGUUCGGGCACGAGGAUCCUCCUGAUUUUGACAAGUACCUGGAGGAACAGCUUGGCGAGUUUCUGAUCCACCAGGAUGAUCAUGUCUUUGAGAAGACAAUUGCAGAAUUGUUGCCAAGGAGAGUCAUUUGUGUAUGGAAGCCAAGGAAGACUCCUCAGCCCAAGAAAGGAGGCUCCUUGUGGAGUGCUGGGUAUCUGAAGGAUAAUUGGAUUGACACGGACUUGCCCUCGACCAAGUUUGAGAGCAAUAUGAAGCAUCUGAGCGAGCAGCCACCGGUUACCUCCAGGAAAUUCUUUUACAGGGUUGAGAACACAGUUACCCCUCAAGCUGAUAAUCCAGUUUUAUGUGUUAGACCGGUCACCGGGCGGAUCCAUGGAUAUGCUAGGACUUUCAUAACUCAAUGCUGCUCUCGUGGUUGUGCUGAUCGGUUGCAGAUAUUCUCGACGGAUUUUAUAGAUGGGGACUUUGUUGAUGCCUGCGUUGGUCUUACACAGGGAAGGAUUGAAGGAAAGUCCUAAUCUAUUUUAUAUGUCUGCUUCUUAUUCUCCUAUUAUAGAUAUCCUCAAUCUCGAUCUGUAUCAUAUUCUUUGUUAUUGUUGAGAGUUCGAUCUGUAUCAUAUUCUUCGUUAUUGUUGAGAGUUCUUAAAGUACUACUUGUGAUUUGUUGAUUUGUGUGCUAUUGUUGUGCUUCAAUUAGAAUGUAAUGUAGUGAUGUAUACAGAGUUGUCUUGUGUAUAGAGAGUUGUCAUUGUAUAUUUAUCAUGAUUUGGAGUGUGAAUAAUGUUUGUGGGUAUGUAAUGGAGUUAUAUUUGCCAUUUUGCAUUUCUAA